GACGUUGCUUGGAUGGCAGCAUAUGUUGCUCCAAAACCUAUUUUACCUUUGAAUUGCAUUUUCUUUUGUAUGGACAGUGCCAUAUCAGUAAAGUUGAAUUGAAUUGAAUUGAAUUAAUGUUGCCUUCACAGAUGUGUAAGUUACCCACGCUUUGGGCACUAAUGCACCCUCAUACCAACACAGAUGCUGGCUUUUGAACUUUGUGUGGAUAACAGUCUGGAUGGUUCUGUUCCUCUUUGGCCCAGAGGACACGACGUUCCACUAUUUACAAAAACAAUUUGAAAUGUGGUCUCAUCAGACCACAGAACACUUUUGCACUUUGCAUCAGUCCAUCUUCGAUGAGCUCGGGCCUAGAGAAGCAGGCAGCGUUUCUGGAUGUUGUUGAUAAAUGGUUUUCGCUUUGCAUAGUAGAGUUUUAACUUGCACUUACAGAUGUAGUGACGAACUGUAUUUGCUGACAGUGGUUUUCUGAAGUGUUCCUGAGCCCAUGUGGUGAUAUCCUAUACACAUUGAUGUUGGUUUUUGAUACAGUACUGCCUGAGGGAUCGAAGGUCACGGCCAUUCAGUGUUUGUUUCCACUUCUGUGCAGUGAUUUCUCCAGAUUCUCCGAACCUUUUCAUGAUAUUAUGGACCAUAUAUGUUGAAAUCCCUAAAUUCCUCACAGUACCCACCUGUUCCCAAUCAGCCUGCUCACCUGUGGGAUGUUCCAAAUAGGUGUUUGAUGAGCAUUCCUCAAAUUUCUCAGUAUUUUUUGCCACCUUUCCCAACUUCUUUGUCACGUGUUGCUGCCAUUAAAUUCUAAAGAUAAUGAUUAUUUGCAAAAAACAAUAAUUUUUAUAAGUUUGAACAUUAAAUAUGUUGUCUUUGUAGUGUAUUCAAUUGAAUAUAGGUUGAAAAGGAUUUGCAAAUCAUUGUAUUCCACUUUCAUUUACAAUUUAAACAUCUUCCCAACUUCACUGGAAUUGGGUUUUGUACAUUUUGAGUCUUGGUCCAGAAUAAGCUAAUUAAGAUAUUUUGGUUAUGCCCGACUAGUUGCACUACCUGAGUAUGGUGGCACUGUUUUUAUUAAGCAGUCAGAGUAUGGGUCAUAUUUUCAUUAAGGUAACAAGGUAAUAACUCACCUUGUCCUGAGGAAGCCCUGGUUCUGAAGCUGGAGGAAGCUGGACAAUAGUGGGAUGUGAGAGGCGCCACAUAUUCUCUCUAUUUCUCCCUCUCUGCUUCUCUGUACAGUCUGAACUCUUUGGCUUUAAAGAUUAUUGGUUGUACAAGAUGUUCUGUCUUUGUCCUUUAUUCUUUAUUCCCUAAUAUAGUUAGGAACAUACUUUGCUUUGAAAGGUUACAGAGAAAUUGAUUAAAAUGACUAAAAGAUUAAAAGAGAAAAUUCCCUCAUCAUAGGGUGCCCUGAUUAUUAAAAGGACAAAUGUUCAGUGUCCUGAAUUUGAAAACAGACACUGUUCUUUUAUAAAUAUUUGCUAUUCAGACACUGUAAGUCACAACAAGGUACUUCUUAUGUACAUUUAAGAUGUUGUUAUGAUGCAGUUUAAAGCUCCAGUAAGGAACUUUCACUUUGCAUUGAUUUUGGCGCCUCCUGUGGACAAAGUAGCACCUUUGAUCUCUUCGCUGGUCGUAUUCUGCACCCGGUUCCCUUUUCUGACAAUAUCACCCUGUGGUCUUCUUUAAUGUUGUGAAAAUAUUGGGUUUAAUGUCUAAAUUCUGCUUCAUAAUUUCAUAACAAACGUGAUGUAAUCCAUGAGAGGAGGGGUUCCUGCAUCAUGUCAUUUCAGUCUUCCCUUCACUUUCCAGACGAAUGAACCUCUGCUGAUCUGUUGUUGACAUACACCACCAGGGAAUCUCCAUGCUGAUUGCCUUUCGCGGAGUGAACGAUUCACUCAGGUUAUAAUUUUCCAACUCUCAUCAACCAGGAAUAAAGCAAAUGGAGCAGGUAGCAUGUUUAAAGCACCACAAAUUUCCAUCAUUUGCAUGUAUAAAUAGUUCCAUUUGCACAAAAAGUUUUGUCAGUCAUGUUGCCACAUUCAGGUCAUUUCUGUCGCCAACAAGAACUUGCCUAUUUGCGUCUUUACAUUGACUUUGCAUGCAAUUCACACACAAAUGAUUUAUUACCCAUUGGUGUAGACACAACCAAAAAGUCAAAUGUUGCCGAGUUGUUGUUUGGUUUUGUUUUUCCCAGUAUGAUGUAGAUUAUAUUGUCUGACACUUACUCUCCUGGCCUGUGUCUUAGUCUUACUAUCCGUGUCUUCAUUUGCUGUCAUGAGUCAUUAAGAGGCAGCAGUAUUGCUUUCAUUCUGCUGUGUAACCACUAAAAAAUCCUUACAGAGGCUGUAAACACAAACCCCACAUACCUGGACUGUGAUUAUAGAUGUUUAUGACUGUUUGCUUACUGACCUGGCUUAGGUCAAAACUUCAUUUGAUCUUAUCAGGGUGUGUAUAUAUAUUAAUUAUGUUUGUGUGUUAGCUUGGGUGUGACACAUGUAGGUGGCCUGAAUCAUGCCGGCUGCUGAUUGUGCAGCUGUGUCAGUCUUGUGUUGUGAUUUUGUCCGCCCAGCUGAUGGGGCUGAAAAACAGGAAGCUGGCCUUCCCGUACACUGACAGCAGCAGGGCAGGAGGCUGCCUGGGCCAACACGUUUUUGUCACUGCUAAGGCGCCAGUGCCCUGAGAUCAACAAUACAAGCAGACACCCCUUUUUAUGUGUCAUUACUGGAAUAAACCUGUACACUGAUGACUUCAUGCUCUUCCUUCCCGUAGAAACAGUUUCCUGAAGCAGACAGAGCGUUACAAAACAACCACACACAGCAGAUGUUUUGAUUUUCAUGAGCUGCUGAACACAUGACAGAGACAUGAUGGAGUUUUUUUUUUUUUUUUUUUUGGUCCUGAUCUGUUGCCUCAUUGUUCGGCAUAAUCAUCCACACUGUGUUCAUCUAUCGGAGGUGAAGCUUGCUUUGUUUGUCAAUCACACGUAGGCCACGUGCCCACUAUCUUUGGCAAAGAUCAGCAGUGUGCUGCAUUCUUCAAUAAAUCUCACAAUCCUUGCCCUUUGUUCAGCCACACACACACACACAGACACACACACACACACACACACACACACACACACACACACACACACACACACACACACACACACACACACACACUCUACAACCCAACCUGUAAUGCUAUGCUGCUUACUCCACCCAUUCCUGUCUAUUUCUAAUUUGUAGCUAUUCAAUACUGCCACACUCCCUCUCUUUCUCAGUCAAACACACACACUCAGACACACACACAUACUUUUUCAAACAGAGCAGAAUAAAUGGUGUGUGUCCUGCAGCCUUGCACAGCCGAUUGCAUGAUCACAUGUGCAGCAGAGGGCUGAUAUUCUGCGUUCAGGGUGACUUUGUCAUGGUACUGGCGGCUAGGGAUACACAAUCAGUAGAGGAGUUUAUAUUUAACUAAGCAGGGAAGAAGAAAAAAACACACAGGAAACCAAAGCAACACAUGCCAGGGAUAAUUAGUUUACCUCAGAUAAGAAAGGACAUGACCCAUAAAAUAAAAAUGUGAUAGUAAGAAGGAGGUCACUGUAGUUUCUCCUGUUUUUGAUAUAGUAUAAGUGGGGAAAUUCUUCACAUUUUCAGCUCACCUUAUGGAAUGCAGGCUGUGUGAGUUUAUGGGCAGGGCUUUGAAGCUCUAAGCCUCAGGAAUGAAGACAAGUGAUUUUUAGGUAUGGGCUAAACAAUUGUUCAAACCAGCUGAUCAUUUAAUCUUCUGUCAUCUCCUGGCAGUGGGUGCAGUCAAACCAGACUGGUGUGACUGGUGUUUUAGAACAAGGAAACAGGUUUACGACGUGCAAAGGUGCCCUCAAAUAUUCAGUGUUAAUAGCUUUCAAAAGAGAGAUUACACUGUACUUAUAACUUGACCUCUUUCAAUGGUUCAACCCUUUUAAAGGUUCAAAGUUGUCACAGAAAAUCUGAGCAUGUGUAGGGUAAAAAAAAAAAGAGAGGGGAAGGGGUAGGCUGUGCUCUUGUCCAAAAGAAAUGAUGGGAGGAGUUAAGAGCAGCAAAAACUUCCUCAGUCAGUGACAUGCUGUCUGGGAAAGCCUCUGUAGCACUCAGAGGAGCACACACUCACUCACUGACACACUUUCUUUUGCUGUUUUUCUUCCUCUGUGCUUUUGGGCUGACACGGGGAGAAUGACGGCAUUUUCAGCAGCUGUCAUGAGAUGCAGCACACUGGUUAAACGGUGAAAGCUCACACAGCAUACACAGAGAGAUACAUAUGUUGAUACACAUUCUUUCACGCACAUGAGGAAUGAAUUGAAAAGAGAGAGCUGGAAGCAACACAGAGGUAAGACUUGUUUUUUUCUACUCUUAGAAAUACAGCUUACUGCUCUAAAGUCAUCUGUUUAUAAGAUUACACACUGCUGUACUUUGUUCUGAGGUGUACAACCAUGUAGUUGUGGUCAGCCCACAUAAUAUAAGAUACAUAGUGGAGCUUUACAGAGACAGCUACUGCAAUGAAGUGAUUUCAGUUCCUCCUUUUGCUCUCUCUUGGUGUGAUAGUGUAUCUAUAAGUAAAACUAAUCUAUCCAUGACAACCUCAAGUUUUCUCAUGUCCCUUUUCAUAUUGAGUUAAUGUUUGUUGGAUCAUGAGAAUAAACUAUCUGUCCACAAAGUCAGGCAACUUUAUGCUUAUACUUACUCAGUGUUUGUUUCAGUGCUGUAGAAAUGCUGCAAUGUACCACCACAGUGGGAAUCUCCCUGCAGGGAUCUCUAUCCCAGACACACAGGCAUGAGAGUUAGCUAACAGGGGGUUAUGCUAAACUUAGAGUCCAAACCCCUGUCUCAUAUUACUCUCACACUGCUAACUCUUGUACCACAUUUUCCAAAUCUACAAACCAACACUGUAUACACACAAUCACAAUCAAAAAACACCCUAAACAACCCCUGCUUGUCACACACUUGAGCAUACCCAGACUCUGCUGACACCAUAUGUUUCUCAUUAGGCUGAAUGCUAUUGUCAUGGACCGCUGAGUGUCACAAUUGCAGUUCAGGCUUUUGCUGUGGUUUAAGACUGUGUGGGGAGUAAAUGGUCAUUUAUGGUAUGUGGUCACCGGGCAUAUCUAUCCCUGUCAUUAUAGGCCAAGCGAAAUGUGUUAGCGGCUUAACUUGUCUUUAAUCAUAUACAUAAUUAUGAGACUUCAGUGACGCCGCCUGGCUGCAGUGUGUGGUCUUGGGACUUAUCAGGAAAUGAAUCAACAAGUGUUCAAUAAAGACGACAUAUAUGCUCAGUUUUUUAGAGAUGUUCCCUUUUCUAAUGUGUUGGAGAGGAUGCCCUUGGAGACAACUGCUUCUCUUCAUGGAGCUUUUAGAGCAAACAAAGGUCCAGUAUGUGACUGCACAUAUCAGCCUUGAGCAGCCUGUGUUUAUUAGAUUAAAUAGAAUCUGUUGCACUAUGAGAAACAAGCAGAGGAGUCCAAAGAGUAUCAGGAUAUGCCCUGACACGCCUUUGGUCUGUUUACAGCCUCAUGCCUCAUAAGAUACCCAUGCAGAGAUCCAAUAGUGACCAUUCAGCUGACACAUAAACAAGAUGAAGAGAUGGGUGUUAUACAAGGAUAUCAGAUGCUUUGCCUCCAAGCAGUGGAACGAAAGAGUAAGAAAGACUAUGCAUUUGUUUUCCUCAGUUUGUCACAUCAAAUUGGUUCGCUUGCUUUAAUCCCAUACUGGUCAUAAAACAGCGGUCUAUUUUAAACUGUGGGUUAAAAGUAGCUACUUUGAAAGAGUUUUGUGAGUUUUCCAAAAGUUAGUCUGAGCAUAAACAGUAAAGUGAAUCUCUUUGAAGGCAUCUUGUUUAAUAAUAGAAACAUUCGGAGAACUCGGGUUGUGGAGUUUAAAAGAUUUAGAAAUUUGCUGCGCAUAGGCGUCUAAUAAAAGCUGCUGUCGAGAAGCAUCAUGGGAAAUGUGUCCAGCGUUUUGGAGAUGCAUCUCCCAGUAGAUAUGCUAGUCUCUUUAUAAUGUGUUUUGCUGGAUGCUUUUCCAAACUUCUUUCCUUCAAAAAGAAAAAGCUGAACAGAGGUGCAAUAUAAAAUCCCCACACUAACCCUCUGAAUGGCUUUGCAGAUCUUACAUCAUCCCCCAAAACAGGAAAACAAGGCCUCCCCAGGUGGUUGUGAGAGCUGUACAGUAUUUCCUUGCUCUUUCAGUCCUAUUCCUUCUCAAAUCAUCAAAACUCAGAAUUCAGAAUUCAGAGUGAAAAGGCAGUGGGACAUUUUUACUUUUUUAUAAAGCCUUGGUUGCAGGAAAUACCAUGUAAUCAUGGAAGGAAAUUUGAUUAAUUAGUCUGUAUGAUCUUUAUGAGGAUCAAACACUGUUGCAAAAAUAACAUUUAGUUACAGUGAAGCUACUGUUUUAGAGGUAUGUACUUUAUUUCAACUUAAAACAUUACAAUGUUGGAAAAUGUAAGAAGAAAUGUGUUCUUUUAGAUCUUUAAGUCUUGCACCUUUAGUUAGAGAUUCUGCCAAAUCUUUUAUCCUACUACUAUAUACUUUCUCGUUAUAAUCUCAGAUAUUGCCAGGCUUGGUUGACAUAGUUUCCACAAAUUAAUUUUUAUUUAUUGGAGAUUUUUUUCUUCUUCAACUCAGAUUGCACCCAAUACUUUUUCACCAGCAUUAGAUUCUAAGUUAUAUUUAUGUGGGCUACGUCAGUCAACUAAAUUGGGGGGAACACACUAAAAACAUUGUUAAGUUUAAGCACCAGCAGGGAACCUUGUAACAUUAUGAAGGAACAGGUGUUACAAAGAUGAUCAGUUUAGACCAGUUACUAUCAAAAUACUUACAUGAAUUUUGCUUUUGGUCAUCUACAGAAAUAACUUCCUUUAAAAAGUCAUAACAGCAUUAAUAUUGAACAUUAGCUCUUAUCUACAGGGGCGUGUUAAAGCUUUUUGUUGAGGGUGGCCCUGAGUAAAGCUGGUUGCAGUUGGGGGGCUCCAGAAUGUCUGUGAACUCCUGGAAAAAAAAAAAAAAAAUCAUAAACUUUUUUUUCUGUAAAUAUAACUUAAACAAAUUACAUUACAAUAUCACAUAGAUGUGGUAUUUAUGUGUGUAUCUUUUAACAGGGCAGUACUGCAUAAAUCUCAGAUUUAUUUAUUCAUUUGUUUAUAAAAAAAAGUAGCUACCUGUCAUAAUUUAUUUAUGAAUGGUAUGGACGGGUUUCUUGUAUACAAACAAUACUACGUGCUCACGCAACCAGGGGGCAAAAGCCUGCUUCAGAGUGAACAGAUAUCAAUGAAGAUGAUGUAUUGUUUGCAAGUUCUCCCUGACACAAUUGCAAAAAAAUGUCAUUUCAUUGAAAAAUCGCUUUGUCUUUCAUUUAAUCAAAAUCAGAAAACACUUGCUGAUAUAUCCAUGAAUUUACUCAAUUCACCAGGUUGUGAUGUUGUUUUAGAUGUUUCUAAUAUUGGGAGCAGGGUCGUAAUGUUUGCCAAUUGUUUGUUUUGCCGAUUCGUGCAGUUUACAGCACAACAGCUCCUUGUUGUUUUCCUUCUCCGUUGACUCCACUAGUAAAAAAUCAAAAAAUAUCCUGCCCCAACACUGCGUGCGCGCAUACCUGCAAUGACGUUGCACAGAAACCCGUCUAUAUUUGCAAGUGACAAAUACAAUACAUUGAUAUACUGGGAAUGACCAUAAUGAUAGUAGAGGCUAAUUUGCAACAUCUUUCCCUAGAGAAUAAAACACUGAGACAGUACGUUAAAAAGAAAGAGGUCAAGGCAAGCAAAGGUUAGCGUAACACAAUAGACAGUUUGGCAGUGACACAGCUACAGGAAAUCAGACAUGAGAGCAAGUUUGUCUCUAAAAUAGCCACUACUUGGAUGUGUCAGAGUUUUCUCCCUCUUUGUAAAUAAUAUGUUUGAAGGAAGGAUAUUUUAUAGGAGAAAAGUUUACGAUCACCACUUAAAGUUUGAGUUUAGAUUUCCUUGAGGGAACCUUCCCAAAGGAAUAAAUAAAGUUGUAUUCAAUCUAAUCUAAUCUAAAGCUGCUCUGGUGAAUUGGCUGCAGCUGUGCACAAGUGUGAAAGGCUGAGGAAAAAGUCCAUGUUAACAGUGUGCAUUUGCCACAUUCAAACGCAAUGACUUGAAGCCUUUUGCAACAAAGCCCCCAAACCUGAUUUUAAUAUAAUCAAGUCUCUGAAAUGAAAAAUAGCAGAUUAUGGGUCCCCUCUGGCCACACCCCUGCCUAUCUCCUCUUUAAAAGUUCUUUUUUAUUAUCUACACUAUCCUGAAACUUUAUCUGACUUCCUCACUCUACGCUAUCUGAUCCUUGAUCUGCUCUCCAGGUGACCUCAUUUUGUAGGAGGAUGUUAUCAUCGUAUGUUUCAUGUCAUAUCAUCUGUCCUUUACUCAUCUGAUGGCAGAGGGCAGAGUUGUUUUGAAUUGUGUGUUGUGAAUUAUGUGAUCGUCUCUAUGCCACCGGGUAGCUCACCCCCUCCUAUUACCCCCCACCCCACUCUUGCCCUGACCUUGCAGCCUGUCCCUGUGUGGCAUUGCCUUACAGUGGCUCAGCAAGCCACCCUACACACAGCAACACACACUCACAAAACACACACACAUUGUCUCUGUAGCACACAUUCUGUGCAUAUUUUCACACACACAUAUUACAAGCAUACCCUCGCAGAGGCCUGCACCCCCCACACACACCCAUAGCAAUUGCAGAGAGUGCUUUGUGCAUUCACUGACUGACUGGGCAGCUACUGAAGAGAGAGAGGGUGAGUGAGAGAGAGUGAGAAAUAAGAGAGGGACAAAGAGAGAGAGAGGAUGGUGGGAGGAGGGAGAUGGAGACAGCAAGAGACAGAGGGAUUAAAAACAGGAGCUGUCCCAGACAGAUAGAGAAGAAGAGGACGAGAUAAAGCUCAUAGAGAGACACGUGAGACACAUCCAGUAAACAGUAACUGGUGGAAACAGGGGGAGAGAGGCAGGAAGGAGACUACAGAAAUAGGAAGGGAAACAGGGAUUGUCCAGCAGAGAGGAAGAGAGUGAGUUGUUGUUAAAGAGGCUGAGGGGGGGAACUGAUGGGAUGGCAUUGAUCUCUGGGAGUUGCCGGCUCCUGAGCCAGAUGGCGUCUUGUUGCUGCAGACCGCUGCUCAACUCUUGCUGCUGUGGACCCUUCAUCAAAGUCUGCCUCUCCUCCUUUACAGGUCUGUCCCAGCCUACUCUAUGUGCUUCUACAACUACUACUGCACCGUCUCGAGAUGAGUGCUUCAUUCAGAUAGACAGGAGCAUAGGUCUAGGUACAACAUGGGUAACACACUUAGCCAUGAAGGUAAAAAGGGCAUGGUGUGUUUCUGUUCUGUAGCAGCAUGACUGUGCUUGUGAUGACUCAAGCAGUCCUGUUGGUGCUAACCAUGCUCUGUGUUGUAGGAUGGAGAAGAAAAGGCUUUUGUCCUCUUCGGCCUAAUGUCAUAUUGCUUUGUGUUUCUAAGUUGUUCCCCUUUUGUGUUGUUGUGAAACGCUUUGCAACAAGAUAACACUGUUUUGUUGUGUUGUGGCACUGACAAAGCAUGGACAUAAAGAUGUGUUUUAAACAGAAUUGUUUCUUUUUUUUGUUAAUGUUUGGUCCUCAGUAUCUUUAUUGUUCAUUUAAAGUGGUGUCUGACUGUCUGUCUGAACACAUGUGGCGUUUUGACAGGGAAGCAGAGGAGUCAGGGACAGGGCAGCUGUGUUCGCUCGGAGGCUUUUCUGAUGUCAGUGCAGCUGUGUCCCUGCCUGUUGAACAUCACUAAAGUCCCCCAUACCCCCUCAUAACAACCUUACUAACCAAUGGCUUGUAUUUGGUCAUCCGAAUGUGAACUGCUGCAUCCAACUCCCUAUGUGAUAUUAACCUCCUCCGACAUGCAGGAACCGUUUUUAACAUUUUGAAAAAAUACACUAAUUUUGGUUUCCAGUGGAGGUGAGAGGAUUGAUAUCACUUCCAAGUUUGUCUGGUAAGGGCCUGUGUCCACUGGUUGCAUUAUAUGUAUACAACAAGUUAUAGGCAAUAUUGCCACUUCUUGCUUUUGAUUGGAUAGUGAUGGUGAUGAUGACAAAUGGCAGUAUGUCAAAAAAAUUCACUACUUUCACCUAAUGGCAGUGUGAGCACAGCGACAAAAAACUGCUGAUGCCACGGGUUUUGAACACAGAUUUUGUAUAUAUAAAAAGGAAACUACCAGUGUAAAAAAAGUGCUAAAACUUGCAUACAACUUUUAUAAUUAAACUAAAUAAAAUCUAAAGUAAAAAUAAUUUUGACCUGUUUGUAUUAUUAUUAUUAUUAUUAUUAUUAUUAUUAUUAUUAUUAUUAUUAUUAUUAUUAUUAUUAUCAAUUCAUUUAUUUUUAUUUUUUUAAUUAUUACUAUUAUUUUUAUCAGGGCUAUAUUCAAACUCAAAGCUAAAACUUUGUAGAGUCUCAGCUGCCUUAAUUUCCAUGGAAUUACAUGUCGAUCUGUGAAUUUCAGAUGUGCUGUUACACUUUUUUUUUUUUUUUUUUUUUGGGGGGGGGGGGGGGGGUCUUAUUCAUGCUAGCCAUUUCUUACAUUGUUUGUCAAAAGCUUACCAGCUGCUACGUAGUUCCAACUUCUUUUUGGCACACUUCACAGUAUCAAUCGUCACAUCUAGCUGUUGAUAGGGCUCAUGUCUUUGGAUUGACCUAAAUCAAAACUUUUGGAGGACGUUAUGCUAAACUUUUUAAGGAUUUAAAGGCAUUAAGCAAAAUAAUUGUGUUUUAGGGGUUGGGUGAAUUGAUUUGUUUCCGUUUUCACAGACAUCUCUCCUGCUGAGUUGGAUGCUCUUUGGAGGGAACCACCCUACACACUCGGGGGUGAACACUUCUCAGGAAAUGACAUCAUGACCCAAGGUAGACAACCUUAAGCAUCUUAAAGCUGAAAUCAUGUUGUUUUAAAGAGUUGUGUAAGUUUGGAGCUCAGACAGCUUCAUGGUGCUUGUUUGCGAACUGUGAGGCUGUAGGGUCACAUACAGAGGAAGUGUUUGGGACAUCCUCUUUGCACAAUGGAACGGACUAGGGGAAGCCCGUCACAACUUUACUGCUUUUAUGAAUUCAUCUCACUUUAGAGCUUUCAGAACUGUUUCCUGUGUGCUAUCAUAAACUCAAUCAGUUUAAUUUAUUUGAAAAUUAUGGAUUACAAUUUGAGGAAAUGCAUAACUAGUUCUGUCAAAUAAAGAAAAUGUUAUGGAGUGGUAUUCAGAAUAAACUGCAACAAGCUGUGGAUAAAUGUUUAUGUAGCCUGAGCUUACAGACAGUUUGUUGAGCAUAUUUUUUUUAGCUGUGAGGGAGCUAUAAGAAGUGGAUGAGAAGUCAAAACAUUUAGCUGAAGAUCUGGCGUGUGUAUAUAAGCUAAACGUUAGUAACAGGGUUGUGUUUUAUUUAAUUGUUUGAAGUUAUGGACUAAUUGCCUCAACCUAUUUCUAAAAUUUGUUGUACUGUUUUGCAUCAUCACCAAAUCCACCAAAUUUUGCUUCUCAGUACCAAAUAUUUGUUAAAGUUAUAUGUGACCACAUUAACCCUCUUGGCCUCUCAGAUCUCAAAAACUGCUGAUUGUGGUGUGAAAACUAACCAUGAGGAAACAGCUUCUAAUGAUUGUGCACUAUGGAGCUGAAACAAACUUCCAGAGGACAUUUACUGCAUUCACUUUAAAUACCUUUGUAUUUAGGUUAUAAACUUUUAUAGUCUACACUGACUAUGACUCAACCUCAAAUACCCUCCAUCAACCCUCAUCACUCUUUUCCUCAUGUUUUCAACACCAUAAACUUUGUCUCUUCCUGUUUUAAUUGUAUCUUUACACAUUUCCCUUUUAAUCAUCAACUCACAAGGUUAUCUGUUUCAAAAUAUAGAUCAGACACAUACAGAUAAAUUACACACGUAGUAAUCUAUUUAAUUAAAUCCAUCCAUUUCAGUGAGGUCAGUGGAGGAGAAUUUGAGGCACUCACGCAAAAAUGACUUUAACCUAAUGUUUUAAUUCAAAUGUGAAACCUGUGCCACAUGACUCCAAACUGUCCCCAGAUGUGAAUAAUUGAAUGGUAAAACAGUAAUUGCUUUCAUCAUCUUUGUCAUCUGUUAAUACUCUCCCAGUUAAAUCUCUGUGACCGUCUGGGACUGAUUGUCAUUGCAGCUCACUUUGAACCAACCUUUGACCAUCUUGAUUAAAUUGUUUCCACAUCUAUACACCUGCUUUUAUCCAAAGGAAACCAUAAUAAAAUACACGCUUAGGAAACACUGGAUUAAGUUGUGUAGCUUGAAAGAAAAGUCAUGCACAGUUAGGGCUGGGCGAUAAACCGAAAUUUUACAGAUUUACCAACAAUAACCAAUGUCAUUUUACCCAUGUCGAUAUAUUCAGUGUCACCCUAUCCAGUCCGUAACAAAGAGGGAAAGACAGGUGAGGAGAUGGAGGAUGGUUCAAAAGUUGUAGGUGGCUGAAGUAGACGAAGUUAAUGUGGAAGGGGGUGAGCAGCUUGUGGAGUAGUAAUCAUCCAUUUAUCAUUAUCGAGGUGAACUGCUCAAUAAAUCGUGAUAUUGAUUUGGGGCCAUAUGGCCCAGCCCUAUGCACAAUCUUCUUUUGGUGCGUAGUAUCUUAAUUCAGCAGCUUUAUUUUUUACCUGACUAUAUGUCUUCUCUCAGGUGCAAGUGAGGAGGAGGAUGGUCCUCUGGUGGAGUCAGGUGAGGGAGGGGCGGAGCCUGACAGCUACUGGAAGAAGAAAGAGGCCUUCCUUCGAGGAAGUACCAUGACGCUGGGAGAGAAGUUCUCUCCAGGUACAUUUGAUGAUGCUUCACUUUAGUCUAAUGCCUGACAUUAACAGCUACACUGAAAAUCUUGCUCGUGCAUUAGCCAGUCUAAACUAGUUUUCUUUUUACCACAGGAGCAUUUCUCAUGCAUAGCAUAUCCAUGCAUACUGAUGAAGCUUAUUCCCUGUCUACUAACGUUUUUACUCACUCAGCAGUUUAGCUCCAUCCAUCUCGCUCUCCCAGGUUCUUCCUCUCAAAUGGAUUUAAAAGGCCACACUGAGAGUCCAGUAAGACGCUGUAAUAGCUCCGGUGCUCUUCAGGGACUUUGGUUGUGCUCACAGAAUGUCUCACUGAAAUAUGUGCUCUCGUGAAAAUCUUUAAUGAACUCCUGAAAGUUUUAUCUCUUUUACUUGUAAAGAAGAGAGCAUUUUAUUCCAGUCUUAGUUUUAAUUUAGCUGUGUUUUAAUCACUGACAACAGACAGAAAAGCUCUGUCAGUUGUGCAAGUGCAAGUUGAAUUAGGAAGAGGAUUAUAAUAAAUUAUUUGUCCGUUUAUUCACUUGUAAAUUUUGGCACACAAUGGAUGCCAAGUCUUCACUCCAAGCUAAUCUUCCUCUCUAAGCAUAUUUGCAUGGAUUAGAUUUUAGUCCGUAUUGUUACAGUGGAAUAAAAACAAAGAAGUUAUUCAUCACAGCAUUCUUCUUGUCUUUUGUGAAGAAAUUGUCUUGUUGUUCACCGGACGGAGGCGCUCCAGUGGGGAUCCUGACCGCACCUUACAGGAGGCACUGCGCACCCGACUGCGAGUGGUGGAGAGCAACAGCCAGGAUGUCAUCCAACUCUUUAAAGUGAGUGACAGCCAGACCUGACGGUGCAGACAUUACAGGUGCAUUAAUGCACUACUUUAACCCAUCUGAAGAAACUAUGAGGUGCAUUAAGAUGUGAGGGACCGGAUAAUGCAAUGUGACGGUUUAUGCUGUGCACUUUAUGGCAAAGGAGGGAUGUUUUGUGAAACAUGUGACUCGUUUGUGUAGGACCUGUCUGCACGUCUGGUGUCAGUUCACGCUGAGAAGGACAGAUUUGUGCUCACAUUUAAGACAGUGGAGGAGAUCUGGAAGUUUUCAACCUACCUAGCCUUAGGUAAGAGACUUCAAACAUUUAACAACUUCCUCUCUCAGGUCCCUCAUGAACAGGAUAUUUUUUCUUACAGAGUAUGUUUUAACCUUACUGGGUUAAAGUGAGUCAGAAAGAGGUAUUGUACUAUUGGCACCAAUAGUGACAGAUGAACUAGAAUAAAGAGAAGUCAUUGAACAGAAUGCUGCUUUUUCUGCUAUACAAAUGGACUGAUUUCCUACAUACAAAUGUAAGCUUUAUAACCAGCCCAUAUAGUCCAUACAGUCCAUCUCUUGUAAGGAGACCUUGAUUGCUUUAAAGGUGCAUAUAAAUAAAAUCUAUUUUUUAGUUAUUAUUAUUAUUAUUAUUAUUAUUAUUAUUAUUAUUAUUAUUAUUAUUAUCAUUAUUAUUAUUAUUAUUAAUCAUGUAAUGUAUUAUUAUCAUUAUUGUUAUUAUUAUUAUUAUUAUUAUUAUUAUUAUUAUUAUUAUUAUUAUUUAUUUUGUAAUGUAUUAUUAUUAUUAUUAUUAUUAUUAUUAUUUAUUUAUUUUGUAAUGUAUUAUUAUUAUUAUUAUUAUUAUUAUUAUUAUUAUUAUUAUUAUUAUUUUGUAAUGUAUUAUUAUUAUUAUUAUUAUAAUUAUUAUCAAUGUAGUCUUAUUUUGCUACCCAUGCAGUGUGUCUGAUACAGCAUUUCACGUGCACAUGCUCUGUUGCAGGUUAUGUCGCUCGCUGUUUGGAAAACUUCCUGUGUGAUCAGUCUGUCUGGCUGGACCCGGAGCUGCUCAGUGACCUGGAGAUCAACGUGACUGUGGAUGAGGAACAUCUGGCCACCCUUUACCUUGGCCUAUUACUCCAGGAGGGUCAGUGAUGUGCCCUGUUUCAUUUUGUGGAUGUUGAGGAAGGCAUAUGACCUCAUCUUCCAAAUCCUCAAAUGUUUAAAGAGCUUUUUUUUAACUUCUUAACUCUUGUCACUUUAAUGAUUGAAUGCCAGCCCAGUUGCCAUUUGAUCUCCUUAUUUUUAAUCCACUUUCAGCGACCCCAAUUAACACCCUGGAAGCCUUAGGAAUAUGCUGCCAAAAGACUUUGAACAAAUCAAAGCAGUGGACUCUUAUUUUUAUUAGAAGAGUUUUUAAUUGUCCUCAGUUUAAUGGACUUAAAAUUAAAAGUCAGAGGAAUGAUUUCAUGUCUAUUCUUGUCUUCAGUUCAUUCAAUGUAGAAAGUGAAGUAACAAAGUCUUGGAUGUUUGUAUGCAUCAUAAGAUAAUCUGCUAAUGUACUCCUUUCCCUAAAGGAAUGCAUAUUGAUUUCCUCUAGCUAAAGCCUACACUACUUUCCCAGAGGCAAAAAGCUUCAUAGAAUUAUAUAAUAGGACUGCAGUGCAGGCAAGCAGUGAUGAGAAUUACAUUAACUUAAUAGAGGGAAAUAUAAAACAUCCAUCAUUUGGCGAAGACUGAAUGAGGGCGCACUAGUCAUAGCAAUUUUGCUGAUUUUAGACUUAAGUGUGUUGAUUUUUAGCAACACGAAAUGCUGACUGAGCCACUCUACAUGUCUCCUUAUAUACUUGUUUGUGGUCUUUACACAGGUGUGCAUGUGUGUGAAGAGCUGUGGUGAUUGAAUAUGUUAGAUAACCCACAUAUUUGUUUACAGGAUCCUUCUUUGCCAAAGCACUUUUCACAAGGAGUGAUCAGGAUGAAGAUGAUGAGGAGCAGCUGUCGUUCAAGAAGAAUGACUUACUUAUGGUGAGAGACACGGGUCAGGACAACAUGUGGGAGGGUACCAUGCUCUCUACAGGAAACCACGGCCUGGUGCCAGUCAACGCCAUGCAACCGCUGCCUUACCCCUUCUACCAGUGAGUCACAGCGUGUUCCUCAAAUGAGCCACUUCUCCUGCACAUGCCUCUCAUUACCCUGACAACAACAGCUUGAUUUAUUUGUUCUCUCUCGUGAGAGUGUUUGUCAAAAUACAGAGAGAAGCAGUAGAAAUGCUGUACAUUUAUGCAUGAGUUCCCGUAGUUUUAUUAAUUUGACUUCCUGUUUGGUCAGAUGGUUCCUGAGGAAGUAUCCGGGCAAUAUGGGCUGCACACCAACAGAAAAGGAACCAUUUGAACACCCCUUAGGUAAAGACUUUCUGCAUGGGAUGCUACGUAACAUGAACAAGAUUCUGCACAGUGUUGUACUGUUAGCUGCAGACUGAAAAACUAGGGCCCCACUGAUAUGAUGGAAGAGCUUAUCUUGGCAGGAGCACACGAGAGAUAUCAUUUAGUGCAAAUAGAACAAAAAUCUAAAACAAAAACUGUUUCUAAUCCUGAUCUGCUGUUCUCAGUGACAGGUUCCUGUGUAGCUGUGGUCGACCACAGUCCAGUGGGCCCAGAUGAGCUCCAGUUAAGUCAAGGUGAUAUUGUGGAGAUUGAAGGUUUGCUGCUCCGUGGCCUGGGUGUGUAUAUAGGGACACACACUUCCACUGGUCACACUGGUUUCGUACACAAAGCCCAUGUCAAACCUCUGGACACCAAACCCUUGUAAGUAAUGAUACAUCUUUCAUUGUUGGUUAAUGCAAACUGUGGCUCUAAUUUUGACCUCAAAGCUCUCUGUGGGCAUCAUAUCCAUGCGUCAGCUCCUGUUUAUAGUGCUGUGUUAAUCUCAUCUGAAAUCUGAUUUAGUGUUUUCUACAGUCUGGACAGGGUGGAUGUGGUGAGGAGGCUGAAGAGACAGCAGACGAGAUAAUGCUGUCUUUGUUUUGUCCACACAGAGACAGACAAUUGGUCUUUUUGACUGAGGAGGAGAGGGCUGGACUGGCCCAGGUCAACCCCUGCAGCUCAGAGCCAAGCGACAGCAGCCUGCUGGAAAGACUCUUCUCGUCUGACAUCAGCUCAGUAUACAGGCUCGGUAAGUAAUGGAACAACCAGGCUGGUAUACAGAUACUGUACUUUUAAAACUCAAAUAUAGGUCACGUUUGAUUUCAUGUGCUGUGCCUUUCCUACAAAUUACUGUUGUGUCAUUCUUGGAAAUACAAACAUGUUUCCAUCUGUAUCUUCAGUUGGAAAAUUGAGGCUUUAAUUGAUUUACCUUGUGUGUUUCCAGACAGACUGGAUAACACUGAUUUCAUGUACAUCAGGAAUCGGCCAAAACAUGGUAAUACUCUACAGUUUAUUGAAUCAGCUGUUUUUGUGCUUCAUGUUUAACCUGUUGAGCGAGCUCUCUGCUCAGUCAUGAAACACAACAACACAGCUACUGUUCAUUUAUUUAAUCCUUUUCUCAGGGCAUAAGGUCUCCACAAGCACCCGUCUGAGCGUCAUGUCGGACGCAAGCGGAGGGACACCCCCGUACCAAUCCUCCCCUCGCACCUCCGUCUCUCACUCCCAUCACCGCCUGUCUAUUUAUCACUCCCACAAUCCUCUGCCACAAGAGGGAGAGCGCCUGUCGUUCACUCUGGACGACACAUUCAGGGAACUGGACGAGUUCCAGGAAGACCCACCUCUCUUCUUGGAGGACAGCAGCUGGGAGGGGGAGGACUCAGAACUCAGUGACCCCACGCUGACCCUGCUCAACCAGGAACACUUUCAGGUCAGCAGAGACCAAUCUUUGCCUCUGUGUUAUCAUGUGUCUUUUACAUCUAAAAAUCUAAAUAAAAAAACAAGCAUUGGUAUAAGAUUUAAAAGUUAAAGUAACAACAGGUUAUAUUAAAUCAACCUUUUUACAGACGCUUAAAUCUUUUGUUUCAUCUUUCCUCCAGGAGGACUUCCUGCCCCUGUACGACCUGCAAUACUCCUUUCUGUGGGUGACCUUCAGCGGUAAAACAGAGGAUGAGCUAUCAGGGCACCUGGAGAGUGUCAGAGAGUGUGCAAAGAGGAUGGGGAUGCAUUGGGCACAUCGCCGAGCUUGUUUCCUCUUGGGGAGACUCUGUGCACGGAAGCUGAAGUUCUCUCAGGUUUGUUCCUUAUUUCCAGCAGUAAGAUAAAUGUUUACGAGUUUGGUUAGAGAACAACCAGCUGGAGCUACAGACACAGUUAUUUCAAACCUUUUGAAAUAUUGCAGUGUGAUAAUUCAACUGAAAUAAAACCCAUGUGUGUAUAAAUAUUCUUAGCUGUCAUUUUGUUGGAAUAAUAGGACAGAAACAAACUUUUAGGUGUGUGAUAAUAAAAGUGAUGCACACUGUGUUUUCUCCUGUCUUCAGGCACGUGUGUACUAUGAGGAAGCCCUCAGUGUUCAUGUUGACAGCUUCUCUGAUACUCCGCUCCUCAUCGCCCUCUACACAAACCUCACUGCCGUCUAUCUGAAGCAGCGGAUGACGGACAAACUGCCUCAGACUCUGGAGAAAGCCAGCGCCCUGCUUCUCAGCCUCCCCUGCCACACCUUUACCUCUACAGACGAGGUUGAGCUGCUGAAGCUUCUCCUGAGGAGGUCUGUAGUGAUGGGGGACAAACACCUGGAGGCUCGUGUCUGCUACCUCGUCUCCAGCCUCUUUCUUCUUCUCAGGAAGACAGACGACGCCCUACCUUUUGUUGAACGGCUUCAGUUUCUCUCCGUGUCUAUCUCUGGAGUUGAGGGACCUCCUAUUGUUCCCCUGGACCUUAACUGGCUCUUGAGCUGGUUGUAUCACCGUAAAUACAUGCCUUACCUGGCGCUGGCUUCUCUAAGCUUGGACUCAAGACAAGACCACUCCCUUCAUGAUGCUUUCCAGAGGAUUGAGUUGUUUAUCAAGAACUCUGUGCGUCUGAAUCCAUGCUGGAAAGAAGGGACUUCCCUCCUUCCUGCUCAGAUUGUGAUUUACCUUCAGCAGGCUCUGGCUAUAGCUGAGCGAGGGGAGGACUUGAAGACCCAGAGGGAUCUGUGUCAGGGCUUGGCUUCAGUUUACCAGCAGUAUGAUGCUCUGGAUAAAGCUGUAUGCUGUGCUCAGCAAGCUGUGGAAACUGGAGGCCAUAUCAAUGAAGAGGAAGGCUUUGAGGCCUCUGUGCUACUUGGAUGGUUGCUGGUGUUGACAGGUCAAGCAGAGAAAGCUCAGAGUGUCCUACAACCACUGCUCACAUCUCUCCAGGUACAGAAAACAAAGCUAUUCACCUUAAAAAAAAUCAUCAACUUGUGAAAAAUUCUGUGAAAAUAACUGCUCUGUAGUUUGUAUUUCACUUCAUGUCUAUGGUUUUCUCCAGGGCACAGACAGUCCCACACAGCGAGGUGUGAUCCACAACCUCUUGGCUCUGUGUCUAAGACAACAGGGUCACAUACAGGAGGCAGGUUGGCAUCUCCACUGCGCUCUGGUAAUCUCCAGGGAGAGUGGAAACCAAAGGAACCAGGCUCUGGCGUUAGCUAAUCUGGGCUGCUUGGCUUUGGAUGUGGGGGCAUCCUUGGUGGCAGAGCGCUUCCUAGUCAGGUAAGAUGUUGGUCUUAUCCUUUAGAUAAUCAGGAGCUGCUCAUCCAUUUAAUGGAGAAAGUGUUCAUUGUGAUGUUUUGGCAAUUCACAGAUCCCUGCGCCUUUUCCUGGAUCUUGGAGACAGCUCUACAGAUGAGGAGCAUGUUCAAACCUACCUUUGGCUUGGGCGGAGCUACAAAGACAGGGGGAGGAGUCAGGACAUCAGGGCGUGUUAUGAAAUGGGGCUACUGAUUGCGCUUCAUGCCAGAAACUUACUCAGUGAGUACAAGUUGACACAUCUAGAAUACUUUGAUUUCACCUAGAUGUCUUUCAAUCAAUAAAAGUUGGGUAAAAAAUUGGUUUUCAGCCAGUUAGCUUAGUCACUUAGCUCAGUGUAGCCUAGGUGAAAGACUAGAAAUUGUGAAAAAAUCUAGUACAGUGAAAAAAACCCAACAGCAUGCAUUAACUGAUUUUUAAUCCACAUAAAAAGUUAGCUAAAGUCAGUCAUGGUGUAGAACAGAGUCAGAGCUGGGUAUUUCCCAUGUUCUCUUAAUAUAAUAUGUAUCCAGAUGGGAUAUGUAUCACAAUAUGAUUUGUGUCAUGAUACAAUAGGUAUCACAAUAUGUGUAAAGAUAUGUAUUAAGAUAGGUGUUUCAAUACACAUUGAAGUUGGAUUAUUACCAAGGCCCAAACAGGAUUUGCAAGCUGUUCUUUAUUGUGAUGAAUAUAAGCAAAGGCUAGUGUCACUUAACAUUUAAAACAUGAAGAAAUGUUAGACUGAUAAUUUAGAACGGGAUGAGUAUAUCUGUUUUAUUUUCACAUUUGUCAGAUAAAGCAUAAGAGAUAGGAUUUGUGCAAAACUGGGAAUAUCACCUGUUAAGAAUAUCUCCUCACAGUGCCCCUGGUGGAUACAUGAAAGAACAAUAAUUAGAAUGGAAACAAUCUGAAAAUUGUAAUAAAUGUGCUGCAAACGUAUCUUCCUACACUAUUUCCUGGCCUGAGUACAGCAAACAUCAGCUCUUACUCGGGAUACAGUAGCUCUAGUUCAAUAUCAGAGAUGUAUCACACAGUGUUUUGUUUCAGGGAGAUGUAACGUAUCGGGUGAAUUUUCUUGCAGGUCAGAUGGUGGUAGCCAAGGUGCUGAGUCGACUGUAUGCUGACAUAAUGCUGUAUGGCCAGAGUAUUGUCUACUACGAGCACUGUGUGUCUGUGUCCAGAGAGCUCAAGGACAAGAGGCUGGAGGGAGAGUAUCUGGAAAUCCUCAGCAGCCUUUACCUGUCCCUCAACACGGAAAAGUCAGUUUCUUUCUCACCUUCCCGCUCAGUCUUCUUCUACAUUAUCAUGUCAAAACUUCUGUUAUUAAAAGACUCACUCUCUCUCAACUCUGUGUCAUGGUUUGUAGAUCAUCUCGUAAAUCUCUGGACUAUACUAAACAGAGUCUGAGGAUCUCUAUAGAUCUGGGAAAGAGAGAGGAGGAAUCAGAAACCUGGCUGCAGGUUGGACGUAUCUAUUACCUCAUACAGGAGGAUGAGCUUGCUGACAUGUACCUGCAGGUGAGUAGACGCAAAAACACAACUAUGUUAAGGUUUGAGGGAUAAUAUGAAGCACUGUAAAAUCUCACCUCACUCUUAAAAUAUCUGUUUACAUUAAAAAAAAAGUUAGAUUUCACUUUUAAACAUAUGGAUGUACUCUACUGUGAUCUGAUUGAUAGGCAGCAGUGAAGACAGCUCUCAGGAUGAAUGAUCCUCACUUUGCUAUGAGCAUCUACGAGGAGGCAGGAGACGUCUACUUUAAAGGCCACAGGAACAGAAUGGCUUCAGUUCCUUUCUUCAGGGUAAGAACGAAACCAUCCAAAUACUUUCACCUUGGCUAUACUUGGUUUCAAGUACUGAUAGAUGCAGAGUCAAACUUUGGCCAUGGAUGAUCUUACUUUUACAGAAGAUGUUUAACUCAAGAUAUAUGACUAGCUGUGAAAGCAAAAUUAGCCAUUCAAGCUAACAUUUUGUUUGUUUACCCAAGGCCAAGGGCUCAUUUAUACUCCCCUUAUGUGCCAAAGUACAUCUGUGAAUUUUAGACUGUGUAAUUGUCACAGGCCUUAUACUUAUAUAUAUCUUUUAAGUUGGAUUUGGUUAGGCAAUACAUCCACUAAAGGGCAAUCAAAAGUCAUAAAAAACAACAUAAACAGUGGAUGAUAGUGGAGAACUUUAUCUGCCAAAAAGAGGCAUAACUGAAGGCAGUCCCUCUGUACACUGUUGGCCUGUAAUCUACCUCGAGUAUAUCCAAAAGAUUUUUUCUGGUUUUGGAGAAACCACAGCGCAGUGUACUUGCUGAGCUAGCAGGCUGCUUACAGGCCAACAGACUUCCUCAUUAGUUUUCCAUUUGAUAGUCUAGUGAGGUAAUGGGGUUAGAAAGAUUCUUGUAUGGGACUCUGGAGGUAUCACCAGUUUAUUCAUGAAUUACAGACAUUGUGUACAAACGUAAGUGGAGAUGAGGAAUACCAUUUUGUUUAUAUUUAUUUGAAAAUACACAGAAAUAUAAAUAAAAUGAAGGCAGAGUCCAUAUCAGUCACAUUCACCGACUCUUUAAUUUUAUUACGAGCUGUUUCUGGAUUAGGCUUUCUGAAUUGGAAGUUUUGUGUAUUACCUACACAGGAUUUUUUCAGAACUCUUAAAGACUCCAUCAUCUUUGAUGUUUGUGUCUUUAAACUAUAAAUUAUCCCAAACUAAUUUCUGGCGGUGUUAGGGAAACUUUUUAUUAUCUAAUCUUAUUCAACUAAUUGUGUUUGUCUCCAGGAUGGCAGUCUGCCAUUUGCACGGAGCAUCAAAGACAUCCAUUCAGAGUUUCGUUUGCUGAGUAAACUUACUGAGUUAUUAAUGAACCAGGAUGAGCAGCAGGAGGCUCUGCAGUACGCCACACUGGCUGUUCAGAUUGGCAGCAAAACAGGUAUGGAGAAUAACCAACGUAUGUAGAAGAGUCUGCGCCUUUAAACCGUCAACUUGUUUUUAUAAUCAAAAGCCUUUAAGAAAUACUCAUGCAGACUCCAUUGUUUUUCUACAGGUGUGCAAGCAAAUGAGAGGACGGCCUAUCACAGGCUGGCUACAGUCUACUACAGCCUGCAACAGUAUGAGAUGGCUGAAAACUACUACCUCAAGUCCCUGUCCCUUUGUCCACCUGUCCUGCAGCACCCUAUGGAGGCUCGCUACUACACCAAAGUCUACUGCAGACUGGGCAAUCUGACUCUACACAAGCUGAAGGUACAGCAGCCAACAGAGUAAAUGCUGCAUGUUAGUCAAAUCAGCACUCUGCUAAACUUUUCACAUCUCUAGUACACAUAGCUGAUGAAAAUGAGACCUUCUAAUGUGAAGAUAAUAUGUUUAAUUCAGAUGAUACCUGAUCUCCCCUCUGCUUUGUGCUCUUUCCAGGAUGCUUAUGAUGCAGUGGGUUACUUCCAGCUGGCCCUCGCAGCGGCUCUGGAGGACGGAGCUAACCCUGAGGCUCUUUACGUGGUGUACAUGAAACUGGCUGAGAUCCACGGCAACCACAUGCCUGACGCUCACAUGUGCCAAGUUUACAGAGACAGAGCCCAGAGUCUGAAGAGAGUUCUGGCUGGAGAAGGAGGCGCUGCUGCUGCUGCCACCGCCGCUGCUGCUGCUGUGGGAAAGGAAAUCGUGGACGAAGCAAACACAGAGCCAGGCCAAAAAAAGGAAACCGAAAGUUUGGCUGAGAGAAAAAGCGAAUGCACUUUUAUGUCUGAAAACCCACAACAUGAAGAAAACUCAUUUCUAGGAGAUGCUGAUGAGAUAGGAGAUCAGAAAAGUAAUCAUAAUGACACAGACGGCCACUUUGUGGAUGCUUGUGAGACGGAAACCAUCGCCAGUCAUUCAUACAGUGACAGUAUUUUUACCGAGUCCUUUGACACUGCCAAGGAGCAGAUCUCAGACUCCAGCAGCUCCACUGACACUUUGCAAACUCACCAGGAUCAUAAAGAUGGGAAAAACUCAUCCUUUGAAGCUGCGCGUAGUGUGCACAGUCACUUACCUGCUAAACACACAAGUGACAUCGCCCAAGAAAACACAGAGUCUGAUUUUCAGGAUGAACAGAUUGAUGCUCAUGCAGAAAAAGAUGCCAGUCUUAAAGACAAUCAGCUUGACACUGACCACACAGAGACUGUGAGUGUAGACACUGAUAAAACCCUGGACAACACUUGUGAUUACACAGAGACAGAUAAAUCUGGUGACACACAGAGUGAGCACGUGGAUUUAGAUGAUGUCAACACAUAAUCAAACUCAAAAACCUAUAAUGUACUUCACUGACAUUUCCAUAGUCUGGUCACAUGUUUGUCGACCAGCAAAGUGUCUCUAACGUUCCAGCCACAUGGCACUUAAUGUAGGAAAAGAUGUUAAUACUGAGAUUUAGUACAUUUAAAGCAUGUGCCUUUUGUAAAAUAAAUACAGAGAUUAUCACAAUGUUUACUGGUUAUUGUAUUAUGCCUGUAAUAUAUGUUUUUUUUUAAGUGUUUUGUAUCUCUGGAAGAUAUAACUUUAAAAUAAAGAACGUUGAUUAUUUUUCCAUUGGAUUAUAUUGAUUCACUAAUGAGGUAAUUAUGUUUGCAUUGAGGAGCAGAACUCCUCAUAGAAGCUUUCAAAGUUCAACAAUUUUUUUGACAUUUAAAGGGAGAUGAAGAGUCACUUAAAGAGAAGUUAUGCAAUUAUUGUGACUGGAUUCUGACCUGACCACACCUAGCCAAAUGGUUGUCCAGAUUGUUACCGACCAAAGCUGAUAUGAAUGCUGCUUUUAAAGUGGCAUUUGCAUAGACUUUAUGGCAAAAUUCAGUUGAAAGACAAUGUUAUGAAACAGUAUUUGAUUAGUUAAAGUAUGGAGUGCAUGUUAUUUAUUUGUACAAUCAUCAGCAAGCUAGGAAAAGAUCCUCACCUUCAGACAAACUGAAAGAAAGCAUUGUAAGUACCUCUGUGUAUGAUUGAUUCAAUCAGUUUAUAGUUUAUCAUCAAAGUGUAACUCCAUGACAGAUAGUAUACAUUCAUUUAUGGUACAUGGUUGAUCGAUAUCCUGAGCUUUUACAAUAAACAACAGACAUUUGGCAUAGCUCCACAGAAGAAAAAAAGAAGCAGGUUUGGUUUACUGUGAGUUUUAAUUCCUAAGAUAUGAAGCUGAUGAUUUGAUUUUCUAAUUUAGUUCCUUCUCUUCCUCCUCAAACUGAAAUUAUGUUUCACAAAAGCCCUGUAGGCCAUCAAAAUGAUAAACUGUUGACAGCAAGAGAAACAAGGGUUGACAAUAAAGGGAACAUCAAACAAGAUUCGGUUAGGAAUGUUCCCUUGUUGGUAGACAUUAGUUCCUUAUUAUUUGUACAGUCAUGUACCAGGAAGAGCUAAAACACAAAGGACGGGAAACCUUUCAUAAACUUCUUCUAAAGUGUUCAAGUGGUUUUUGAUGUGUCUGUCAAAUGUACUGCAACUAUGCACCACUAACAGAAAAGUGGCCGAAAAUGUUUAUAUGCUAAUGCAGGUCUUAAGGUCGCCACUAGAGGUCGCUAUCAUGUUGAUUUUAAGUUUUGCCCUUGAAGCAAACAUGCUGGUGUUGUUCCCCAGAGAAGCCAGAAGAGGGCGGUUAAACGUUGCUCUUUUCUGCAGCUGUGUUUCAGCAGCUGCAGCCGAAACUCUUUUGAAGGUAAGAGAAGAAAAGGAAAUGUACAAGAGUCACGUCACUUAGCUGGAGAGUAUUUGCCUCUCGGUCACAUUUUGGGGCUGAAUUUAAAAUCUAAUGCAGGAAUUUUAAUGCUAAAAUUUUCAAUUGAGUCAAUGAGAAUUAAAGAUGCUGAUUUUAUUCCAAAAUGCAUACGCUAAAAAGAAACAAGACUUAACAGUACAGCUUAAAUUUGAUAAUUUUUUUGUAAAACAGUAUAUCUAAUAUGAUCUACCUCUCUUGGAGUUUUUACAUUUUAACCUCUGAGCAUUUUAAAGGUACUUUGUUGAUGUAAAAAUGAACAAGACAACAAGUAAGAGAGAGGAGGAGAGGACAGGAGUGGCCAAACAACAACUGCGGAGGAUUAGUUUGUUGUGUUGCAACGAGUCAAAGGAAGGAAUGUUUGCACAUACACACAGUCCGCAUGCUGAAUGAUGUUGUGAGGCGUCUUCCUUCCCCCCACAGGCAUGAGUUUAAACACAAGUUCAAAACAGGUCCAAGUGUGCCAAAACAAGCACUGAAUUGUUCUUCCUUAUUAAGUAUUCCCAUGGACACUUUGAAAUGAUCUCACAGGACGUUUGCGCGAUAAGUUUAUGUUUAUCACACCAAUGAAUUCACAUGUGGAUUUACAGAAGCUCGUUACAAUCAGAAGGAUUAAGUUUCACAAGAUACAAUGAUCUUGUGUGACCUAAAAGCUUUCCAAACAAACAGUAUGUUAAACCCUGAGUGCAUAGGAGGUUAAAUUAUUUGCCUAAGGAGCGGCUGAAGUAAGAUAAACAAGAUAUAAAAAAAUAAAGAGGAUUUUUAAUCUCACAUCUACAGGCGGGAAAGUUCCAAGAAUUUGUAAUAUAAGUUUAUGACUGAAUUUAUGAAUAACUUUACGCGAAAAAAAGUCAUGCACACUAUUUAUUUUCCAACAGCAACAGUAUUAUUGUUGUUCAGAGCAUUUGUAGACUUAGAUCAUUUCCAAAUAUAGCAAUACUUAAAAAAUACUCAUACUGAGAGCUAAUUCUGAGGAUCAUUUGGGGAUAUUUAGGAGAGUUUCACCUGUUACAUACAGCACGAGACUCAGCUCUGACUAACACUUAUACGGUCAGUAAACAUGAGCAAACUGUACGUGAGGUGAAGUUUUAUGCACCAAUAAAAUAAAAAGGGAAAGUGUCAGCCUUUCAUGUCUCUUUUGUGCAAACAAAAUAUGUCACGUUUGCAACAGCGAGAAGAAAAACAAACAGCAAAGGCUAAGAGACAACUGAGGUACUGUAUACAGUUAGUUUUGCAUAUUCACUUUCAAUAUCAUGAGGAUGCUUGGCCCUGACUGAGGACACAAGAAUGCAAAUGUUGUUUCAAGGUAAAAGAAAUGAAAAUGAGCUGCCAGUGGAUGAAAGUACGUAGUUAAAGACAAUACAGUUUUAUUUUUUAUCCAGGUUUUAAAGGAAGACAGGCUACAGAAAGCAUGUAAACAAAUACAUUUCUGGUUGGUGUUUUAAUUCUCCUAUAGCAAAAAGUUCCAAAAGUUUGAGGUUUGUUUCAUUUUAGUGAACUUUUUCAUUGUGGUAUUAAUGGUAAAUGAGCAUCUUAUUUUAUAUCUCUUGAUAGCACUUUUAUGUUACAUGUUACAUUCACUUUUACACACACAUUCAAGCUGCUACACCAAAUUCCCAUAAAGACACAGAUAGUUUUGCCUUCAGGAGAAACUUGAGGUACAGUCUGUUGCCUGGGGACUGUUUGGUGAGUAGAAAGAGGAGCUGUGGAUCAAACCACAAACCUCUCCACUGAGAGACAACCCACUCUGGCCCUGAGCUAAGCUGCCUGAGCCUACUCUUAUAUAGAAGCUUUGAAGACUUACAGGCCCCCCCAACCCCACACAGGCACAGCAGCAUAUUAGAAGUUAUAUUACUGAAAGUGACGCCUUUACAGAGAAUGUGUGAGGCGAGCUGUAAGCACCCAUUUUGCACCCCCUUUGGCCUCAUCUGCGAACAUUCAGUAUCGUUACAUUACCUGCCGUCAUAACUUCACAGCGUGUGGUUCUCAACAUUCAUGUGAGGCUUUAUACAUGGAACAGCCCCAGAUUUCUGGAACAGCUCCCUCUGGACCCAACUUUCAAAGGAGUCAUAAGUGGAGUGGUGAACAGAAACUGCUCUGUUGUGUGUUGUGUCCAGAAAUGUAGACACUUGCCACUGACUUCUGGCACCUCUGAGUCUGUGUCACAUAUAAUUUAACAGUUAAAGAAAAGACCAUCAAAUAUGUUUCUCGUGAGGCUGACAGCUCACUGUAGAUUGGGUCUACUCUGCCACACAAAUUUGCUAAUUUUGAGAGAUCCCAACCAAAGCGUUCAUCUCACGUUAAGCGUAUGCUCCGGGACGUUAACUUGUCAUCAGAAGGCUCAUUCAUUUUUGCACUGCUGACUCAACACGCGCUCCUCUGCCUGCAGCGCACUAAUCAGCCGUUUGGUCUGGGGGGCGUCAAAGAGACAGAACUAUGGCCAAACCAAAUAAGUGAUUCAGACAGCACCAAUGACACGCAGACACAUGUGGACAUCUUUAUGAACCAAGAGGGAAAGGAAAUUAAAGUGAAGGAAAGGGUAGAGAGACUUCUACACACCUCCCCCUAGCCAUCUCAGUACACCCUCCACCUCUUCACCCUCCAUCUCAACACAGACCUUGCCAAGCAUCAUUGUGAACCAGGUUAGAGGUCAGCUGGGGAAGCUACACCCCAGGAAAGCAGUCGGUCUGGACAAGGUGUGCCCCAGACAGCUAAAGACCUGUGCUGCUGAACUGUGUGAACCGCUUCAACAAAUCUUCAACCUCAGCCUGCAGCUGAGGAGAGUGCCCACCCUCUGGAAGACAUCCUGCAUUAUUCCAGUACCUGAGAAGAACCGACACCGAUGGUACUCACUUCACAUCUGAUGAAGAAGAUGGAGCAGCAUACCAGACAGAUAUUGGUAUAGAGUACGCCAUCCUCUACCAUCUCUAACAAGCCCACUUGAAUCUGGAUGAGGUAGGUGGCACCAUGAGGAUCCUCUUCCUGGAUUUCUUGAAUGCCUUCGAUACUAUCUAAACCCCUUUUGCUCGAGGACAAACUGAGAAGAAUGCGAGUGGAUCUCUGUCUGGUCACUGAUUUUCAGUUACCUCACCAACGAACUGCAGUACGUCAGGCUGAAGGAUAUCAGGUCUAUCAGCUAAUUAACUUACACUGAUCAGCUGCACCGGAGCACCUCAGAGGAUGGUGUUGGCCCCUCCAUUUUUGACCCUGUACACCGCAGACUUCUGCUACAACCCUGAUCUGUAACACAUCUACAGGUUCGCCAAUGACACCAUCAUUGUGUGUAUUAGAGACAACAAAGAGGAGGAGUACAGGGGCCUACUGAAGGAUCUUGCUGCCUGGUGCCACAGGCACCAUCUGCACCUCAACACCUCGAAGACCAAGGAGCUAGUCAUUGACUUUGGGAGGUUCAGGCUAAGGUCUGCAACACUAGGGAGUUAAAUAAGAAAACUGGACAUGAAAAAGUGUCUUCGAAGUGUCUGUCUCUCUUUGUUUUUUUUAACAAUAUAAUAACACAAGCCAUGGUCCACUUGAUAUGUUUGCCUUAUAAAAAUUCACUGAGUUAGCUACUGACAGGAAGCACUGAGCUGAAAUAACAAACUUGUGUCACCGCCAACAUUUGAGUUUCAAAAUAUGGGGGGAGUGGUGUUCAUCAUACCUGCAGCUGUAAAAACUGUAAUGGACGCUUCUUUCUAACAGGUGGUUGUAAAGGCGGUUAAAUAAUCUAAGGUGUAUUCAAGUAUAAUCUGUUUUGUUCAUGUGGAUAUGUGUAUUUUCUAUGACUAGGGCCACAAAAUCGUUUCUUUAGAGAAACAACAAAAUAGUAGGUAAAGCAGGAGAUGGGCCUAAAAUACAAGACAGUGUUGGAAAGUUUGAACUCUAAAGCCAUCACUGUGUUCGCCUGGUUAUUCUAGGAGUUAUGCAAAACCAAUAUGCACAAAUAUGAAAUUUCUAAGUAUAGAAGUGGCUGGUACAUUGCCAAUCUCACUGCAGGUGAAGGAGCACAUUUGCAUUGUGUCUGUAAAUAGUACAAGAACAAAUGGGUCUUCUGAUGGCAAAGUAAAAAAAAAAAAAUCCCAGUGGAGCGUCUCUAAAAUUAGCUAAUUAAUGUGCCAGAGUUGACCCUGUCUAAACUGAUAGCCCAGCGAGCCUGCCCAUUGUGGCUGAUACAUUCACUAGUGACACGUUACUCAAACAACCUCACUUUAAAAAUACUGAAAUAUCCCUUUAAGUUCCCAUUUAACAAGAGAAUUCAAAAAGACACUCACACAUUUGUGGAGGCGAUGUCAUAAAAGCACUUGUCACCACAGGCUCCGUCACAGUGGAGGUAGUGUGCGUCUGUCACAGUGAACCGGAGCAGGAGGAGCAGGCCAAGUAGACAGCUAGCUAAUUAACUGAUCACGAAUCAUGUUAUGAUCCUCUAGAUAAAUAAAUAUACUUAUACUAUAAUGGCUUAUCAAAUAUACUCAGGCCUCCAUUGAUAUACAUGUGUGAUGUCAAGAUAAAGCCUACGUGAGGCAAACACCGGAUGUUAAUCAGUUAUAUUGCUCACAUUGCAGACACCAUCCUGGUGGGAAGGAAACUUCCUGCAGACACUCGUGCUUAGAUGAGGCCCUACACUGGGUGUGUUAUAAAAAGGGAUAGCACUGCAGGUAACUCUGAUAUGUGAUAACCAACAAUAUGACAUUGCACCCAUGCAUUUUUCUCUGAGCUUGCCCUAUUUUUGCAGGGAGAAAACACAAACUGUCAUGUGUAUAUUUGUAACAUGGAACUGAGCACUCCUGCAUGUCUGAAUGAGACACAGUGCCAGUUUUUGAUGACCUGGUUUAAGAAGGGCAUGUUUGCAGUGCAGGAUAGGACAACCGCACUCUGACUCAUUUUUGUACCCUGCCCUGUCCUUCACAUGGAAAAUAACUCUCAUCAGCGGAUAAUAUCCCGCACUCUUGUAACAGAUGAAUGACUUUAUCACAUCACCAAGCCAACACACACUCGUCUGCAGGUUUUUGUUUUUUUUUUUUCAUCUUGUUCUGUUGUAGGUAAUCAGAAAGUGUGUGCUCUUAAUAACAUUAAUGAGACGUCACUUUCAGGUUGACUGAUCCCACAGAGAACAAAAACACAUCCUCUCAGCCAUCGUGCUCUUGUAACCUCACUAAGGUCAGGAUGAAAGUUUGGCCAGCACUUGUAACUCUGGUUUCACUCAGUUUGGAUUUUUACUGGAGAAGGCUCAUGUUGACUACAACUGUCAGCUCACUGUGGUCAUGACCUAAAUAUUUCGUUGUAAAUGUCUUGGAUCUUAUAUGGUUCAAAUAACAGAUUUUUCAAGUCCAGUUUGAUUUGAACUGGUCUAGUUAAAACUGAAAAUAAACACAUUUUUAAGUAGCCUCGGGGUGUCACAUUUUUCUAAGGUGGAAAAUGUUUUCAUCAUUUUUGAUUUGAUCUGUGAAAAAUGGACUUUCACAAUGAUACCAUCUCUAACAGUGCUGCAGCUGGAUAGCAGGUCCAUCUGGAUAAAAACAUAAAAGGCCCACUGGUUGCUAAGCUUUGAAUAAGGGCAGUCACAAUAUCAGAUUUUUACUUCACGAUCAUCAUGGCCAUCAAAUAUCACAAUAAUGCUUCUAUCUCAAUAUUAUUGGGAAACUUGAAAAUAAAACACCAACAGUCAAAUUUAGGAACAAAGGUGGAGCAGCACAUCACUUCAUAAACUUGACUUUAAACAAGAUGCUGCUUCAUUAAAAUAUUGUUUGUCAUGCUUUUAUUUUAUAUUUUUUUCUGUCAAAGUUGCUUUAAAUUCAGCAAUUUGUUUUCAUUUUGAAGUAUUUGAUUUACAGUAUUGUAAGUCACACAAUUAAAAGACGACAAUUAAAAUCAGGGUUAAAAAGUGAAAAUGUUCAUUUGAUAGGUAUCUUGCAGAGGCACAAGGUCUAAUGUUGUUUUUGGAUAUACAGUAAAUCUUGUUCAUUGUUUUUUUUAAAGAUGGUUAUCGCCAAUACUGACAGCCCUGCUUUGAAUGUGACCUGUUUCUAACCCUGAUCUUCUGUUCCGCUUGUUUUUACAGUCAAAUUUUCUCUUCUUGCCACAAAGAAUUGUUCUUUGAAUUAAAAGUUUUAAUCUGUUAACUGAUGAGUUAGGCUAUAUUAGUAUUGAACUGCAAAAUUCAGAGUCCAUGAUCUGUUACUGUCACAAAUAACUGCUCAUUCAUAUUCAAAAAAAAAAAAAAAUGAGCCAGUGGGGCAAUAAAGCAAGUUGAGAUA
Messenger RNA from Xyrichtys novacula (pearly razorfish), 31199 nucleotides. The record is from the annotation of a GenBank genome assembly. Lineage: Eukaryota; Metazoa; Chordata; Actinopteri; Labriformes; Labridae.